Stereum hirsutum FP-91666 SS1 is the source of this 1243-nucleotide messenger RNA. RefSeq names its product Clavaminate synthase-like protein. Gene Ontology annotation, molecular function: oxidoreductase activity. The transcript has 5 exons. Bases 53 to 1243 code for a protein of 396 amino acids. NCBI's taxonomy places the organism in Eukaryota, Fungi, Basidiomycota, Agaricomycetes, Russulales, Stereaceae. The record is from RefSeq and is a predicted model, not a curated record.
ACCACUCCUUCUUCACUUGCGUUCGACCUUGAAACGACGCUCAUACGCAUCUAUGGCUUCCGUUGAAUUCGUUCCUUUGCCACUUCCGGCCAGUGCUGAUGCAUCCAAGUUUGCGGACUUUGGGAGGGAGGUCAGGGGUCUUGAUGCGGCGAAUUUGACGCCCGAGACGUUCAAGCUUAUUGAGGAGGCCCUGUACAAGCACGAUGCGCUUUUGUUCCGCAACUGUGAGUUGUCGCCGGAGCAGCAGUAUGCUAUCACGAAGGCCUUUGACCCGACCUCCGAGAACUACGGCCACGGUAACAACAAGACCGGAAGCACCAAGAAAUCCAUCCUCCACCCCGACCUCAAAACCAUCCCGCGCGUCCCCCAAGUCCAACUCAUCGGCAACGGCACAGUCUACGACCACGAAGGCCUCGCCUCCGCCAAAUUGAAACACCCCUCCCACACCACCUUCCACAAGACGGUCAUCCCGCCCUCCGAGCAAGCCCACUUCACGCGCUUCUACCGCUGGCACAUCGACGCCGCCCUCUAUGACCUCUCGCCCCCUAAGGUGACGUCCCUGUAUGGUAUCACCGUCCCGAGGGGUGAGAAGCAGGUUUGUAGGUAUGAUGAUGGGACGGGAGACGAGCUGGAGGUUCCGCUGGGGACGACGGCGUUCGUUAGUGGGAAGACGAUGUUUGAGAUUUUGCCGAAGGAGUUGAAGAGUUUGGCGGUUAGAGGAAAGGUCAGGUAUGCGCCUCAUCCGUAUGUGUGGAUGGCGCCGGCGAGGGCGUUGGAGACGGGGUUGGGCAUCGCGAAUGAGGGGCUGGAGCUGAAGCCGGAGGAGUUGCCGCCUUGGGAGGAGGAGAGAGUGAAGACGUUCCCUAUCCUGUGGAAGAACCCCGUUACCCAACAGCUUUCCUUCCAAGUCCACCCAUGUGGCGCCCAAGAACUCAUCAUUGACCCUCUCCCCGCUGGUGCAUCCCGCGAAGGCGCUCUCUACCCCGAUGGCGCACACAUCAAAGAUCUAGGUACCGUGCGCGAACUGCUCUACAAGAUGCAGAGACCAGCCAUCUCACCUCCCCUCGUCUACCCCCACGACUGGCACGAGAAAGACCUCGUCCUGUUCCAUAACCGCGGCGUGCUGCACUCCGUCGUAGGCGCAUUCGAGCCGGACCAGGUCAGGGCUUUCCAUCAGUGCAAUCUCGCGGCGUCCGAUGACCCGGUGGGUCCGAAUAACGAGGACGUUAUGAGGUGGGCUUGA